Salvia miltiorrhiza (redroot sage) is the source of this 1334-nucleotide messenger RNA. RefSeq lists its product as uncharacterized. The record is from RefSeq and is a predicted model, not a curated record. NCBI's taxonomy places the organism in Eukaryota, Viridiplantae, Streptophyta, Magnoliopsida, Lamiales, Lamiaceae. Bases 405 to 944 code for a protein of 179 amino acids. The transcript has a single exon.
CCACUGUGGAAUUAAAACUUAAAUAAAGUAGCCGUUGGAUGGUUCUGCCUUCUAUAUAAUGGACAUCUGAUUGAGCUUCAAGAAAGUCGGUUUGCAGAUACUGAAUCCCAAACAAAUCUCUUCAACUUUCUCUCUCUCUAUUAUCUUAUGGUUUUGUAGCAACAAUUUAGGUGCAUAUUUUAAUUUUCUUCAAUAGUUCCAAGAUAUUCGUUUUUCUCUUUUUAUUUUGUUGUUAAAAAAAUCUUAAUCUUUAUACUUUGAUUUCCUUGUAUAUUCAAAUACAAAGAUACAUAGAAUUGAAUUUUUGUAGCAAAGUAAGGCUUCCGAUCCUUGCUUAAUUGAGAUCAUAUCGCCUAAAUUUUCCACCAUCUUCUUGAAUUCCUUGUUUUAUCUAUCUGGAUCUGAUGGAGGCAGUUAUGAUGCAUGGAUCGUUGGAUCAAUCCAUCUCUCCAUACAAAUCAUCCCAUCCCAAAAAGUUUCAUCAAAACCCAAUCAUUUCAUAUCCCUCCGAUGCUUUCUGGCUCUCUCACUUCAACUCCAUCGGCCUUCUGCAGCCUCCGCCGCCGCAGUUUCUCUCCCAGUCCUACCCACUCCGCCAAUCCUCACAACCACCUCUGCUCCCUCUCCCCGCCUCCGCCCGGGGCCUCUCCAACAAAAAAUCUUCUUCCCUCGCCUCCAAGAAAUCAAAAUCUCCCAAAAAAGAAGCUAAAAACUCGCCGAAAAAAUCCAAGGAUGCGGCGAAAGUUAUCGGCGGCGCGGUGGUGGUCGGUGAUCAGGUGGACAUGUUUUCGGGUUCGGCGGUGUUCACGAUCUCUCCUCCGCCGAGCAGCCUGCCUCUGCCGACUUUCUCGUUGAGGCCGAAGCUCAGCUGCAAGGCGGAGGCUGCCGCCGGCGUGGAUGCCGGGGCCACCGAUGAUCUGCGGCGUCUUCUUCGAUUGCUGUGAAUGCGAAUGCUUGAUUUAAUUUAGUCCAUUGCUGAUAUUUUAAACAAGUUGUGGGAAUUAAGUUAAGCUUGCUUGAGUUGGAUUGUAAUUAAGCUUUCAGUCGUCUCACUCUCUCUCUCUCCAUGUGUUUGUUUUUGGGAAGAGGAAGAGCAAUUGUGUGGAGAUCCCAUGAGUUUUUAGGAAUGGGGUGCAACACAAUAAUUCUUCCUUGCUAAUUUAGGGCUUCAGCUUCAGACAAGUUCGUCUCCGAUCCAUUGCUGAGCUUAUCUAUCUGUAUUUUCCAAUUAUGAUGCAAUCUAGACUACUAAAUACUCAUAUAUCCCUUGUAAUUUGCUUUCGUCAUGGUUUGUGUUUUAAUGGAUGAACUACGAUGCAAAUUAAUUUUCUUCA